Molecule: messenger RNA, 6015 nt
Organism: Panthera uncia (snow leopard)
Lineage: Eukaryota; Metazoa; Chordata; Mammalia; Carnivora; Felidae
Gene: CA3H20orf204
Product: chromosome A3 C20orf204 homolog
Exons: 4
Coding region: 2400-2969 (189 amino acids)
Source: RefSeq, a predicted model, not a curated record
CUGGGCUCACUAGGGCUCUUGGAGACAGCCUGAACCCUGCGGGGGAAGCCGUGGGACCCCCCUGAGAUUCUGUGGGAAGGGGGGGGCGGUGCACAUUCUGGGAACAGCUGGGGCUCCCCCGGGCAUCUCCCAGGUCUGCCUGCCAGGGUGAGUGACCGUCCUGCGCGAGUGCAGGCAGCGGGCCCAACUUCCUAAAGUGGCUCCCAAGUAUGUUGCUAGGGGCUCACGGGGAGGCCCCUCGGGUGUGUGUCGGAAAGAAAUGUUACCAGUAAGAGCUUUUCUCAUAUUUGCUCAUGGCAUUAUUUUUAUAAUCAAUAAUGUAUAAUCAAUUUUGUUCUAAAGCACCUGUAAGUCCUCAUCUCUGGAUUGAAAAAUGCAUAACCUGGGAGACUUAGCGUAUUUGCACUGUUUAUGCUGUGUGAGGAUAACGGGCUUCCUCAUACUUUGGACCCCUGUGUGUGUGUUCAACUGGAAACCAGCAGAUUCUCUUCGGAGGGGUGUGUCAGCCAUGGCUGCAGACAUCUGGCCAGAGGUCAUGGGUUGUCCAGAGGCUGUGGGCCAAGGAGAGGAGAUGCUACUUGUUACAUAUGGUGACGAGGGGAGUAGCUGGCAGCCAUUCCCACACGCUCAUGUUGGUUUUUUUUAAUUUUUUUUUUUAACAUUUAUUUAUUUUUGAGACAGAGAGAGACAGAGCAUGAACAGGGGAGGGGCAGAGAGAGAGGGAGACACAGAAUCUGAAACAGGCUCCAGGCUCUGAGCUGUCAGCACAGAGCCCGACGUGGGGCUCGAACUCGUGGACCGUGAGAUCGUGACCUGAGCCGAAGUCGGACGCCUGACCGACCGAGCCACCCAGGCGCCCCACCACACGCUCAUGUUAGAGAAGAUUCCAGACAGGCUGCUUGGUGCCUCUUGGUUCCUGGUGACACCGAUGAGGAGACUGUUGUGGGGAUCAGUCGCUGACCCACGGCUCAGCCCCCUCAAGGCAGCCAAGGUUGGGGAACACAUGCCUCGAUGUCAGCACCUGAGGCACGGGCAGCUGUGCCUAGAGAGUCAGGCCCUGCUGGGUCCGCCUCUGAUGUUCUGGGAGCCACAAGGACACUGCCAUCCCAGAGCAGGGGAGGGACCACCCCCGUGGCCUGGAUCCUACUCCCAGACUGUGAAUCUGGAAAUGCUGCUUCUCACUUGAGGUGGGCCAGGCCCGAGGAGCAGAGCAGGGAGGUUCACAGGGUCUUUGGGGUUUCCUUCUGUCUCAUGGAGGAGGCGGGAGGGAUCCGGCCUGGUACACUUAUCACAUCGAAGAGAUACUCCUGGGGUUUUAGGAGCUUGAAAGCCAGCCUAUUCCUGUACAGACCUAGAAACCGAGGCCCAGGGAGCAACGGUGACUUGGCUGUAGUCACAGGGGCUGCUGGCAGCCUUCUGUGCUCUGAGUUGGAUGUGGCUUCUCCUGGACACAUUUCUGAACUCGGUGUCGGGUGCGGCCUUCUGCAGAGCCCUUGGAAUGUUCCAGAGCACCUGGAUCAUCCAGUGUGGAUAUCUCCUCCUUUGCGUGGGGGUUGUUUGCUUUGAGGUGGUUAAACGACUUUUCUCCCUGGGACAGAUGUACCUCAGCUUGUCUCCAGCUGGGAUUUCUUGAGCUCCAGCUCAAGGCAAGUCGGGUUCUGCACACUGCCCUUGUUCUGAGGUGGUGCUUGCAGGGUUGAGAGCCUGUUUGGGCGAGUGGCCGUGACCUCCCCCAGCGAAAGACCCCCUCGGCCCAGGAGGGAUGAGCAGUAGGAGAAGCCUGGGAAGCCCCUCGCCAGGACCAGCUGGGGCAGGACCCCCCCCGGGACAUCAGGGUGUGGGGGCUGGUGGCUGUGGCGUUAGGUCCAACUCACCUGGUUCUGCUGGCAGCCGGGUUCCUGGGAGAGGCAGCACCUGCUGACCGCUGAGGAAGGCCCCAGUGGAGGGUGCAGACAGGCCCCUGGCCUCUUCUGGCUCCCCUACCCCAGCGGGCCCAGCAGUGCUCGCUGGACACCCCACCCCCCCCUCGACAGUACAGACCUUCUUGGGCCAAUGGCUCGAUCCAAGACCCGCUGGAUGGGAAGAGAGCCCGCAGCUGCCGGGCUCCAGGGUCAGGUUAAUUGAAGAAGCAAUUGGAUAGGAGGUGGGGAGAGGGAGGGGGUAGGGCUGGGGUUGUGGGGCCUCCCUCCCACUCCCUCCCUCCUCUGCUCAGAGGAGCCAACUUCAAAAGCCUUGUCUGCCUGCCGCCAGCCUUCCCUGCUGUGUCCUGUCCUGGGAAGCCCUGUUGGCCAGGCUUGGAGCAGGACUUGGAGUGGCAGCCACACUCCCUACCUGAGGACCCAGGAUCAUGUGCAAGGCCCACUGGCAGGAGUGAGGGAGGGCCUCACCCUCAGAGGCCCAUGGUGCCUCCCAAGCCUGCACUCUGGGCGCUCCUGCUGGCUCUGCUGGGGCUCGCACCGGGUCAGGCAGGGCUCCGCACCUGCAGCAUCCCUGACGUGCUCCGCCACUACCGCGUGGUCAUCUUUGAGGACCUGCAGGCUGCUGUGAGGCAGGUCGGGCCAGGCUCCCGACACCUCCAUUUCAUCCAGAAAAACCUGACUGGAGCUGCAGUCCUCGGAUGGCGGGAUCGGUAUCUGGUGGGAGCUUCCUGCGGCGCCCAGAAGGAGCACGAUAUCCUGCUGUCCAUUGCGUCCCUGGGUCGGACCCUGCGCAGGGUGGUGGCCCGGGGCCACCGCCGCGGGGCACUGGAGAAAGCCGCGUGGACUGUAGCCCUGCGCACCGAAGCAGUGAUGCGGCGCCACUGCUGGAUGAUGCGCCAGCGGAGGAGGAGCCGGUGGCCCAAGAGGCACCCUCCUCGGAGUCGCCGCAGCCGCAGCCGCAGGCGGCUCCUCCUGCGAGUCCUGGACGCCGUCGCCACCUGCUGGGAGAAGCUCUUCGCGCUGCGUGCAGCAGCCUCCGAGGACUCCUAGCGCGUCCUGCGCAGGCCAGAGAAGAGCCAUCGGGGCCGAGGGGCCUGGGAACGAGCUUCAUUUGGUGCCUCCUCUCCCUCUUGUUGGCUUACUGCUGGGCCCAGGCCCCUCCUUGUCAUGGCCCUGGACAUGCUCCAGGCACCUAGCCAGGACUCAAUAAAUUGCUGGUGCUGCGGUCUGGUCUCUUCGCCUGCUGGGGUGGGGCCCACCACCCCUGGACCUGGGCCUGGGCCACGAGCGGGCGCUGGGGGCAACAGGCCGCUUGGUAGGGGAACCAGGACUACCCGCCACACCUGGACGAGGCCGGCCCCCACCCCACCCCUCCCCCUUCCAGCUGCGCUCCCAGCCUCAGGCAGCAGGGGGCGAGUGGGGACGCUGGAUGGGACUCCCCUAGGCUUGGGGGGUGGAUGGGGAGGGGCUCUAUCGGGCCCUGAAAUGUCCGGUUUCCGUCCUGCUCCUCUCUGGAAUGGGGGAAGGGGUGGAAAUGGAGGGGAAGGGAAGGCUGAGCUUUGUGAACUCAGAGCAAAACAACCGGAUAAAGGAAACGGGCCUGAAGGGAAGCCAGAGUCGCUGGCCCUGGCUGCAAGUGGGGCCAGGCCAUUUCCUGCGGCCCUGGGAGGGGUGGCCACGGCCCCCUCUGUGGGCCUGGACAGGCUGGUCAGGGAUCCGCUGUCUUGUGCUCUGGGACCGUAUGUUUGCUUGGCAGGGAGAGGGUCCUGAUCCUGAACUCCCCUGCCCACAGCUGCAGAGAUAGCCAGGUGUCUGUGACCCCCCCUCCCCAAUCCUAGUCUGUGGAGGAGUGGAAGUACAGUCCGCAGAGCGCCUGGCCAACAAGGAUGCCUGUUGGGCUCCACCUCACGUACUCCUUUCUGACAGGUGGGUGGACCAAGGAGACCCCAGAGCAGGCCUUGCCUCUGGGGUACCCUGGCGGAACAGACAGGGAGGGGAUACAGAAAGGCCUUCAUGGUGGGGCAGUGAGCAUUAGCACAGAAUGAGAACCAGACCCUGGCCCAGCACCCCGCUGUACGUGUGCAGCAGGGCCUGUUGUCCCUGUUUUGUAGAUGAGACUGAGGCACGGCCAGGAAGCGUGAGGGCUGGGGUGAGACCCAGGCCUUGAGCGUGGCUACACCCUGUGUGUGCCCUGUGCGCGGGCCACAGUGCGCAGCUGCCCUGGGGGCCCUGUUGUGGCGAUGCGGGGACCGCCUGCAGUGUGGUGGGCCAUUCCACCCAUCUGUCAGCACCCCCUUCCUGCAGUGGAGAGCAGUCAGGCUGUCCUGGGUGGAGGGGGCAGGUAGGAGGGGGAGCACAGGCCUCAGCGUCCUAGGGACACAAUCCCUGAGUCCUGGCCCAUGACCACGCGAAUGGGCAAGGUGCUCUUGUACUCUGACCCCAUUCUUCCUCCCUGGACGCUCCUGUCAGAGCCCAUCUGGUAGUGUGUACGUGUGUGUGAGCACGCGCACAGGUGUGCUGAGGGGUUGCCCGUGAGAAUGUGCACACAGCUGUGCGUGCACGCUCCUGUGCGUGCGGGGGUGUGUGUCUGUGCAUGGGGUCCCUUGGGGUCUGUGCAUGUGUGUCUUGCCCUCCCCCUGCCUGGAAGAGCUCCCCACUUGCGGGUGGCCCUCCUGGAGUCUAACUCUGGUCCUUCCUGGCAAAUUCAGCACGUUGAGUCAGGGACUGGAGGAGGCCUGUGGCCUGAGCCAGCAGAACCGAAGUUGUUCUUUGGUAUGAGACCCCACUGCACCCUGUCUGCCCACUGCCCCUUCUCUUCAGACCUCAGACAGAAUGAGUGGCUUCCACACUGGGCGGAGGCCCUGCACAUCUUUCCGGGUCCUGCCUCUGCCAACACGCUGCUGGCAGGCCAGCAUUCUGGGCACAGGGACCUGGGCCCUCGUCCCCAUAUCUCAGACACCAUCUGUAUGGGUUUCCUACGACUGCUGUAACCAAUGAUCACAAGCCAUGCGGCUUAACACAAUAGAAGUUUCUUUCCCCACGGUUCUGGAGAUCAGAAGUCCAAGAUCAUGAUCACGGGCUUGAAAUCAAGGUGUUGUAGGGCUGACCUCCCUCCAGGACAAACCCAUCCCGGCUGCUUGCAGCGUCCGGAGGCUCCAGGUGCUCUGGGGCCACGUUGCUCCAGCCUGCUGCUGCUUCACGUGGCUUUCUCUUUUUUACAAGGAUCUUUGCCCUGGGCUUAGGGCCCCUGGAUAACCCAGGCUGAUCUCAUCUCAAGAUCCUCAGUCCUAUCUGCCAAGACCCUUUUUCUAAAUAAGAAUCCCACUCCCGGGUUCUGGGAGGUGGGCAUCUCGUUCUUGGGGCCACCGUUCAACACACUGUCGAGUCUUUCCUCACAUAGGAUGGCAGCAAGUGGGGCUUCUGGCCUCUGGGACGAAGUUCACUUGUCCAGCAUGGGGAUAGCCCAACCAGACCCGGUCUGGGGACAGGUGUACAGCCACAGUGACCAGCCAAGACAGACCAGAGGGAGAGCUAGGGAUCCGCUGCUCGGAACCCAAGAUGUUCGCUUUUGUGUUCAGCACCAGGACCCCUUCUGUGGCUUGCGCAGGAACUGCUGGCUGGAAGGGACCAGAACCAGUGAAGAUGGGGUGCUCAAGCAGGGACCGAGCCUUUGGCCUGUCCUGCAUGAGGCACUGCCCUCCUUGCCGAGGUCUGGGGCGUGUCGCCUGAGCCUGGUUCUUCCCCUGCAGAAAACGUUGUUUCUGGGGUACAUGCAUGGUUGGGUUGGGUCCUGCACCCAGUGGUGUCCUGUCCCAUACACGAGCCUUCUCAACUGCUUCCAGGGAGGUGGGGGCUGGGUCCCAGAAGGAGGGGCUGUGCCAGGGUGGUAGAUGGGGCCGCAGGGCACUGGCCAGGGUUGUGUAACUUCCUGAAACCAGGGAGCCAGACCCCCCCCAUGUGCAGCACCAGAAGAAGGGGGGGCAGGCUGACUUUGAAGGGUAGCCUGUGUCCCACGGCCUUCCCAGACUGGGAGCCUUUGAAAGAACAUCUGGAACAUGGGCGACCGGCAAACUGGUCUCUGGAUUUGAAAACCAAA